CUUGGAGUCGUGCUGGAUAACAAACUUAACUGGAAAGCCAAUGUCGAAUUCCGUAGACAGAAGGCCUACAUAGCAUACUACACUUGCAAGAGAAUCUUCAGUAGAACCUGGGGACUAAAUCCUAAACUUGUGAUGUGGAUGUAUACCGCGAUCAUAAGACCAAUUCUAACAUACGGCGCCUUAGUUUGGUGGCCCGGCCUAAGCAGACAAUAUAAUGUCAGCAAGCUAAGAAGCAUACAAAGGGCAGCAAGCGCAGGAGUAACAGGCGUACUAAGAUCCUGCCCGGCAGAAGCUUUAAACGCCAUCCUCAAUUUAAUUCCUAUUGAUCUCCACCUGAAAGAAGUGGCUAUGAAAUCGGCGGUCAGACUCAGAGAGUCGGGCCUUUGGAGGACUAGACACUUCGGACAUGGGUUGAUCAUAAAUCAAAUGCAAUUAAAUAGGACGACAGAUUAUAUCGUAGGCAAUUUGGACUUCAGCUGUAACGUGCAAGUGCUAUUCCCAUCCAGAAGGGACUGGAGAAGAGACCGAGUGGCCGACCGAGAGAAGAUCUCUCUAUACACCGAUGGAUCCAAGAUGGAUUGCGGUGUGGGAGCAGGUGUCUACUCCAAGGAACUCGGCGUGGCUCUGUCUCUACGGUUGGGAAAUAAUACAAGCAUCUUCCAAGCGGAAGUCCUAGGGAUCCUAGAAGCCUGCAAAAUCCUAGGCAAUAGAGUUGGACACAGCGGUAAAGCAACAAUAUACUCUGACAGCCAGGCGGCGCUAUUGGCAAUAGCGUCACCGGUUACCAAAUCCAAGCUAGUUGGGGAAUGCAAAGUAAUAUUGCGCUCAGUGUCUCAGUCAAAUACCGUCUCUCUUGUCUGGGUUCCCGGACAUAGGAACAUAGAAGGCAAUGAGAAGGCGGAUGAGUUGGCGAAGGCAGGAGCCGGUUUGGAUGAAUCCCAGGCAGUGGCAUUGGGUUGCCCUCUUGGAGUAGUCCAAAGAGAGAUUACUACGCAUUUCCUUGAACUGGCUAGACGCAGGUGGUCAGAUAUACAGACUUGCAAGAUAGCGAGAAAACUAUGGCCUGACUAUAACAGGGCGAAAACCUUGGACCUGCUAAGCAGAUCAAGGCCAGAGGUAUUUAGAAUUUUAGCAACCAUCACGGGCCACUGGCCCAUAGGCAAACAUGCGGCAAAAAUAGGUCUACCCCAUAAUAUGAUUUGCCGCAGCUGUCAACUAGAAGAUAGCGAAGAAAGUGUCCAGCAUUUCCUGUGUGAAUGUCCAGGCCUUUCGAACAUUAGACACAAGACGUUAGGGAAACAUCUAGUAGCAGAACUAACCGACCUAUCAGGAGCUACCAUUAGCGAACAUAGGAAGUGCAUAGACAAGAUAUUUAUCCCCCGCGAGAAGUGCAUCAAAAUGGCGCAAUAAUGCGCUAAUUGUAUCCUAGGCAGCGACCAGG
Rhagoletis zephyria (snowberry fruit fly) is the source of this 1441-nucleotide messenger RNA. RefSeq lists its product as uncharacterized. The record is from RefSeq and is a predicted model, not a curated record. Gene Ontology annotation, molecular function: RNA-DNA hybrid ribonuclease activity; nucleic acid binding. Gene Ontology annotation, biological process: DNA replication, removal of RNA primer. NCBI's taxonomy places the organism in Eukaryota, Metazoa, Arthropoda, Insecta, Diptera, Tephritidae.